Messenger RNA from Linnemannia hyalina, 4734 nucleotides. Lineage: Eukaryota; Fungi; Mortierellomycota; Mortierellomycetes; Mortierellales; Mortierellaceae. The record is from the annotation of a GenBank genome assembly.
AUGGAUCCUUAUCUACAACAACAACAGACUGACCAGCAACAGCAACACGUCCAUCACACGCCGCGCUAUCGUCACGUCUCCGCCCCCGUUAACAACCAACCCCAGAACCUGUCCUCCUUCCAGGAGUCCAUGCGCCAGGACUCGGUCGUCGUCAACACCUCAUCCGCCGUCGACAUGAGGGGCGCUCUUCCUCCUACAGGUUCCGAGGAUGAGCCACAUCUCUACGGCUACGACUACUCCUCUCAUGGCUAUGGCCAGGACAACAGCAACAGCAACUAUAAUGACCAAGAGUCCAGCAGGAGCCAGGGGGCACAUAGCAGUGAAAGCAACCACCGCAGUCAUCAAGGAACACCCUUCGAUAGGGAGAGGGAGAUAGAGAAGAGCACAGGCCACGUCGGCAUCACGAUCGACCACCAACAGGGCCAUGACCUCGACCAGCAUCAGCACCAGGACCAGGACUAUACCAGUCAACAGCCCCAUCAUCAGGUUGGACGAGGUGCCCAUGGUCAUGGUCAACAUAAUAAUAACCAGGGUCAGAGUCAGAGUCAGAAUCAGAGCCAGCCCCACGGUCAAAGCCACGGCUUCCCUCAGGGUUAUGCCUUUGGACACGGGCAUCUCUCGCCCGUAUCGCCAUCCCUCUCUCAGCAACAACAGUCUGCCCCAACAGUCGAACCAGUGCCCCCACCGAGCAAGGGCGCAACUCAGUCCAAUCGUGCUGGUCGGUACUCAGGGAUGUUCCACCAGGGUUAUACACAGCAGUACCAUGGCCACCUACCAGGCGCAACACUCUCGCGACAUCUCUCGAUUCAGCUCACCCCCAACCAAACCUUGAUGCCCCCGCUGUUACCCCCACCCCCACCUGCAGUCCACGCAGGAGGAGGAGGAGGAGGAGGAGGGUCUCACGCUCACCAUUCGACAGUACCGAUGGAUGGCAGUCCCAGAGGUUCAUCGGCGGGAACAUCUAGAGACUACGCGAUCCCUCCACCCAUGGCCGUGACACCCCCUCGUGCACUGCAGUCUUCCACACAACAACUGCAGCAGAAUCAGAGCCAGUCUUUCCAGCCUCAGUCGCAGUUCCAGCAAAUGCAGCAGCAGCAGCAGCAACAACAGCAGAGUGGCUCCCAACCAUCCGUUGCCCUCCCACCUCCUACUGUGAAAUACAUACGCUCGCCCAUGCGCUCACCCAAGAUGCCUCAAAUGUCAUCUCAGGCAAUGGCUCAUGCCCAAUCACAGUCCCAGUCGCAGUACCGUCACCAUCACUCGUCCUAUCAGCAGGGCCCACCACCUGUUCAGAGUAAUCAGCACCACCUGCCUCCAAGGACCCAUCGCAGGAGUAUCCAGCCCUUGACACUGGAUCAGCAGCAGCCCAAAGGAGGAUCUUUUCGCUACGUCAGGAACCAAGCCGAUUUGUGGCCUCAGCAAGGUUCUCAGAAGUAUCGCUCCAUCGAUGCCUAUGGUCACAGUGUCAGCCCUUUGCGAGCCUUAACCUUGCAGCUGACAAAGACGUACUCGCACUGCAAUCGGGAUUUCAAAUACGAACCCUCUUACAACCCACGCAGAGUCUUGACCAAGCCGUCCAAGCCAAUGCACAACGAAGGCUACGACAACGAGGACUAUGAUUAUAUUUUAUACGUCAGCGACAUCUUGGGAAGUGAAGAACGACAGAGAUAUGUUAUCCUGGAUGUUCUUGGUCAAGGAACGUUUGGUCAGGUUGUCAAGUGUCAGAACCUAAAGACCAAUGCGAUUGUAGCGGUCAAGGUCAUAAAGAACAAGCCCGCCUACUUCAACCAGAGUAUGAUGGAGGUGACCGUCCUGGAACUAUUGAACGAGCGGUACGAUGUCGAUGACCGACACCACAUUCUGAGGCUGCAGGACACAUUUAUUCACCGGAGGCAUCUCUGUCUUGUGUUUGAGCUGUUGUCGGUCAAUUUGUACGAGCUGAUCAAACAGAACCAGUUCCGCGGAUUGCGAAUGAGUCUGGUUCGCGUCUUUACUGCCCAACUUCUGGAUGCCCUCUGUGUCUUGAACGAGGCUCGUAUCAUUCAUUGCGAUCUCAAACCUGAGAAUGUCUUGUUGAAGAAUUUGGAGACGCCUACGAUCAAGGUAAUUGAUUUCGGAUCGGCCUGUCAUGAGCAACAAACUGUGUACACUUACAUCCAGUCGAGAUUCUACCGGAGCCCUGAAGUCUUGGUGGGAUUACCGUAUUCGUCGUCGAUUGACAUCUGGUCGGUGGGGUGUAUUGCGGCAGAACUAUUCUUGGGUCUACCGCUCUUCCCUGGCAGUUCAGAGUACAAUCAGCUCUCUCGCAUCGUAGAGAUGCUCGGAAUCUUGCCGACAUACAUGUUAGAGAUUGGAAAGACGGCGCACGAGUUCUUUGAGCGGGUUCGCCCGGAGCAUUUGAGCCACAACUAUAAUGCACCGACCCCAAAGAGGUACCGACUCAAGUCUAUGGAGACCUACUCGAGAGAACACAACGUUGUGGAGCAGCCCAGCAAACGAUACUUCCAGGCCACCACCCUACCCGACAUCAUCAACAGCUACCCCAUGAUGAAGAAGGGCAUGACCCAGGCCGAAGUUGAAAAGGAAAUGAUGAACAGGCAGUCGUUUAUCAACUUUUUGCAGGGACUUUUGAACUUGAAUCCGAUCGAGCGUUGGUCCCCCCACCAAGCCAAGCUUCACCCCUUCAUCACGGGCGAACCAUUCACGGGCAACUUUAUUCCUCCGACAAUUCCAAAGAAACCUGCGACGGCAGAAAAUUCGGCACGUUUGGAGCCUACUCUGCCGGGAAAGUCUACAAAGAUUCGCUCGGGAUCAUUUUCAGCCUCUGUUUCUACUCCAACGCUCUCGGGAUCUCAGGGAAGUGGAGCUGGAUCAUCGUCAUGGCAGCAGCAGCAGCUAGGAGUAGCAUCAUCGGCGCUCAAGUUUUCCAAGGCAGAGUCAAGUGAGUCUCAAGCGGUCGCAUCCAAGACGCACAAGGAGUCUACCAGUGUUCGCGCCCCUGCAUCUAUAUCGGCAACUGCAGGAUCCAUGGCGACAUCGAGCGACAGCUCACCCGGAUCAUCUCUCACAGACGUGUCGUCGCUGAAUGCAUCCCCAGCAUUGCCAACGGCGCCCUUGGUUGAUGAAGACACUGCUGUCCUUUCCAUGGGAUCAUCGACACCUUCCAGAGGAACGCUUACAUUUGCUCCGGAUACUCGCACCAAUGGUUCGCCCGACCUGCAGACAACGGCGAUAUUGCCCCUUUCCUCCUCAUCGCACCACCACCAGCGACCUCGAGCAACAACCAUGGGCACAGUGGAGGUGCCUAAGAACAUGGCUCAGCUCGCUGCCGCUAUCACGCCUCAUCAAGUGCACACGCCUGGCGGAUCAUCCAAUCUCUCGCAUCGCACUGGCCCUAAUGAUUCAUCGUCUUCCGCCACGACGACAUCCUCAUCUCUUUACUCCUCGACCAGCGGCCAUUUUGGAAGUGGAAGAAUUUCUGGACUCCGACAGAUUCCCGAGAGAUCGGAGCAAAACUCUCCUGCGUUCGAUGGAUCAACCAGCGUUGGCGAACCUCUGGUGGAUGGACUGCAACCACCACUUCACCAGCAGUACCAGCAGCAUCAGCAGCCCCACCGCUAUUUGCUUCGGAGUGGUAGCGACAGCACUGGAAAAGGCUCCCCUCGGUUACUUCGGGAUGCUGACGAUGUAUCGGAAUCGGGGAAUCGAACAGCAGCGGGUCAGUCAACCCUUUUGCCACAGGAUGCGAUUCUUUCCGAGUCUGCUUCUUUAGGGGGAUCCAAGUCAUCGUCUAAUGCGCCUGAACUGACACCACUUCAGAGAAUGCAGCAACAACUCCUAGUCGGUCAAUCGCAGUAUCACCAACAGCAACAACUACAGCAGCAGCAGCAGCAGCAGCGCCAUCGAUUCCAGUUUGGCUACCCUCAGUUGAGUCCAAGCCUCAGUGGUGAGACGGGCAGUAGUAGUGGUAUGGAGAGCAACAGCAGCAGCCGGCAGGACAACCUGAGCGAGCCCGAUUUUGAUGCAGAGGGUGGUCAUUCACUCCAGCAUUUAAAUCUGGGCAGCCACCGCAGCCGAAGCAGUGACAGCAUGGAGAGCUCUGAAGGGAGGGCAGAGAUGGAGGAGCUGGAUGCGGAAGAGUACCGCCACGGCGAGUUUGAGAACACUAGUUUCAGUGAGACUCGAACUGGCGGCAGGAGUGGAGCAAAUAGUGGGAGCCCCUACAGUUUUGGUCAGCGUUGCAACAGUGGCUUACAACAUUCACUCUCUGAUGGGACCGAUUCACCGGAAGGCGAGUCUUCAUUGUCCUUUGGAGCUGGCCGCGGUCAUCCGCUGUCGUCUCCUUUAACUGUGGAGCGACCUGUCGGUGUUGACAACCAGGAUGCAGUUUUGAGCAAAGUCGAGGAGGAGGAGGAGGACGAAGUUGACGUGAACCAUUCUGAUGAUGACAGUGAUGAGGACAAGGAAGGAGACUCUUACAGGAACAUAGGGGCCACAUAUGUUUUGGAAGACGAGGACGAGGAUGGGGAAGAUGAAGACGCAGGUGAGGAGGACAAGUUGGCUGACGCUGACAAGACCAAGGAGGUCAGGGAGGUCAAGGAGGAAGCAAAGUCAGUCUCGGGACGCACGUUGAACCAGGACGAGGAGGAUGGGCAUGUGGUGGUAGACAGGAGGACAGAGACGGAGAGGAGUCAGACGAAGGGUGGGGCUGACAGGAAGACGAUAGCGGCGUAG